This is a messenger RNA of Ceutorhynchus assimilis (cabbage seed weevil), 1297 nucleotides long. NCBI's taxonomy places the organism in Eukaryota, Metazoa, Arthropoda, Insecta, Coleoptera, Curculionidae. The record is from the annotation of a GenBank genome assembly.
UUUUUCUUACCGUCAACAUUAUUAUCAGUACUCAACAAUUAAUUCGGGAAUUAAACGUUUCAAAACUUUUGUAUUAUUUUUUUUUUAAAUUUUAAAUUACAUGAUAAUUUUUUUUAAUGGGAUUUUUAUUCCGGAAAUAAUUUUUUCAAUAUACGAGGAAUCUAAUACAGUACAUGGAGCCAUUAUCGUUGUUACCAUAUUCCAACCAGAACAUUUUGUCAAACAUACAAGUUGUCGAAAGAUUUAACUCCAUAACUUUAAAAGUAAUCACCUUUGUCGACGUCUACCACAUCGAAAGUCCAGGCAAUGGCUCUUGAUUUUGCUGCCGGAUGUCUUGGAGGUUGUGCCGGUGUAAUUGUCGGCCAUCCUCUUGAUACCGCAAAAGUAUUUCUUCAAACACAAGAUUCAAGAAAUCUAAAGUACAAUGGUACUUUUCAUUGCCUAAAAUCAAUUUUCGCCAAACAAGGUGCUAAAGGAGUCUACAGGGGAGUCACCAGUCCAUUAUUGGGCGUGGCAGGCAUAAAUGCCAUAGUUUUUGGUAUAUAUGGCAAUACUCAGAGGUGCAUGAAAAAUCCAGAGUCUCUUAGAAGCCAUGCUCUUGCUGGUGCAGCUGCUGGAUUUGUACAAAGUUUCAUUUGCAGUCCCAUGGAAUUGGCAAAAUCAACAAUGCAGGUUGGUAAUACGACAAGUAAAAGCCCUCUAAACUGUCUCAAAACAAUUUAUAAUGAUAGGGGACUGAAAGGAGUAUUUAGAGGGUUAAAUUUAACAAUUUUAAGAGAAGUACCAUCGUUCGCAGCGUAUUUUUUCACCUAUGAACUUUUAACUAGAAGAAGUGACAACUUACAGGUAUCAACUUUAAGUAUGCUUGUAGGAGGUGGUUUUGCAGGUGUUGUUUCUUGGACUAUUGUCUAUCCAAUAGAUGUCCUGAAAUCCAGAUUCCAAUUGAAUUGGAAUUACGCAAGCUCCUACGAUUGUUUGGUACAAAGUGUUAAAUCAGACGGAGUGUCCUGCUUAUUCCGAGGCUUAUCUCCAACCCUGAUAAGGGCAUUUCCAGUGAACGCAGUUACCUUCACUGUAGUGACGUGGACUAUGAAGUUGUUAAGUGAUGUGAGCAUUUCAAUUCCAAUAAAGAAUACUGAAGUAUUAUUAGAUAAGUAUGCAGACGCUAUGGUCAUGAAUACCGCUCAACAAACGCUUCUUGCUGUUUUAUAGUGAAUAGUUGUUGUUUCUAAUUAUGUUUUAUAUUUUUGCUAUAUUCUAAGUUUUAUAUUGCACAAAAUAUACGUAUUAUUGUUAU